Lutra lutra (Eurasian river otter) is the source of this 10712-nucleotide messenger RNA. RefSeq names its product integrin subunit alpha 1 (gene ITGA1). Gene Ontology annotation, molecular function: integrin binding. Gene Ontology annotation, cellular component: integrin complex; external side of plasma membrane. Lineage: Eukaryota; Metazoa; Chordata; Mammalia; Carnivora; Mustelidae. Gene Ontology annotation, biological process: cell-matrix adhesion; cell-cell adhesion; cell adhesion mediated by integrin. The record is from RefSeq and is a predicted model, not a curated record.
AGCACGCGAAGUUCAAGUGUCCGCAGGAGAGGGAGGUGGGGACACCAAAGUGCUCACUUUCAAAGACAAUCUAAUUCCUUCUGCGCAAUUUAACCCCAGGAAAGCAGCCUCUCCUUAAGGGCCAAGGAGUCCCAGCACUUGAAAGUGCCCUCCCUGCCCUGACUGAGGGAGAGGGAAGGGGUGUGAAGGCGGGGCCACUGGACGGGCGACACCCUCCCGAAGGUCCAGCCGUCGUCGGCCUUCCUGCCACCUUAGGGAGCGCGAUCGCCCUCUCAAUGGAAGGCAGAUGUCCCUUUAAGGUUUGCUUGGCAGCCCGUGGACUUUAGCCUAAACACGAGCCCGCGAAGCUGGCUUUAUUUGUCCAUGUCUCGGACACAGCCUGGGAGGCUGCCAGGAGGAUUUCAGAGAACGAGCGCGCGAAGGGGCGGGAGAUGGGGCAGUAAGUCUGGGAUAUGAAAAGCGUGGAGAGGACCUAGAGGCAGUCGUCGAAAACACAGGAAAUUCACUCUUCGGCUUCUGGGCGCCGCGGCUGACCGGGCCGGAGACUGAGACCUAAGGCGGCAGAGUGGCCCAGAACGCGCGGCUCCGUGCUGCGUCCUGCCGCGUGUUGCCCUCCGAUCCAGCGCGUCCUCCGGGCUCUGCGGGUUCCCGGGUCAUGGCCCCCCGACGCCAAGCCAGCCCAGGGGUCGCUGUCGCCUGCUGCUGGCUCCUCACCGUUGUUCUAGGCUUCUGCGUAUCAUUCAAUGUGGAUGUGAAAAACUCAAUGACUUUCAGCGGCCCCGUAGAGGACAUGUUUGGAUAUACUGUUCAACAAUAUGAAAAUGAAGAAGGAAAAUGGGUGCUUAUUGGUUCUCCUUUAGUUGGUCAACCCAAGAACAGAACUGGAGAUGUCUAUAAGUGUCCAGUUGGGAGAGGCAAACCCUUACCUUGCAUAAAGUUGGAUCUACCAGUUAAUACAUCAAUUCCCAAUGUCACGGAAGUAAAGGAGAACAUGACAUUUGGAUCAACUUUAGUCACCAACCCAAAUGGAGGGUUUCUGGCAUGUGGCCCUUUAUAUGCCUAUAGAUGUGGACAUUUGCAUUACACAACUGGAAUCUGUUCCGAUGUCAGCCCCACAUUUCAAGUCAUGAACUCCAUCGCUCCCGUACGAGAAUGCAGCACCCAACUGGACAUAGUCAUAGUGCUGGACGGCUCCAACAGUAUUUACCCCUGGGAGAGUGUUACAGCUUUUUUAAAUGACCUUCUUGAAAGAAUGGAUAUUGGUCCUAAACAGACACAGGUUGGAAUUGUACAGUAUGGAGAAAAUGUAACCCAUGAGUUCAACCUCAAUAAGUACUCCUCAACAGAAGAGGUACUUGUUGCAGCAAAUAUAAUCCAGAGAGGUGGCCGCCAGACUAUGACAGCCCUUGGAAUAGACACAGCCAGGAAGGAGGCUUUCACUGAAGCUCGGGGUGCCAGAAGGGGAGUUAAAAAAGUCAUGGUAAUUGUGACCGAUGGGGAGUCCCAUGACAACCAUCAACUAAAUAAGGUCAUCCAAGACUGUGAGGAUGAAAACAUUCAGCGGUUUUCCAUAGCUGUAAAUUCUGGGAGCUAUAACAGAGGAAUAAGCACUGAAAAAUUUGUGGAAGAAAUCAAAUCAAUUGCAAGUGAACCCACCGAGAAGCAUUUCUUCAACGUCUCUGAUGAACUGGCCCUAGUUACCAUUGUGGAAGCUCUGGGAGAAAGAAUAUUUGCCUUGGAAGCUACAGCUGACCAGUCAGCAGCUUCAUUUGAAAUGGAAAUGUCUCAGACUGGCUUCAGUGCUCAUUAUUCACAGGACUGGGUCAUGCUUGGAGCAGUAGGAGCCUAUGACUGGAAUGGAACAGUCGUCAUGCAGAAAGCUAAUCAAAUCAUAAUCCCCCAAAAUACGACCUUUAACGUUGAGUCUACCAAAAAGAAUGAGCCUCUUGCUUCUUAUUUAGGUUACACAGUGAACUCUGCAACUGUUUCUGGAGAUGUGCUGUACAUUGCUGGACAGCCAAGGUACAAUCAUACGGGCCAGGUUGUCAUCUACAGGAUGGAAAAUGGAGACAUCAAGAUUCUCCAGACACUCAGUGGAGAACAGAUUGGUUCCUACUUCGGCAGUGUUUUAACGACGGUUGACAUUGAUAAAGAUUCUAAUACCGACAUUCUUCUGGUUGGAGCUCCCAUGUACAUGGGAACAGAGAAAGAGGAACAAGGGAAAGUAUAUGUGUACGCUCUGAAUCAGACAAGGUUUGAAUAUCAAAUGAGCCUGGAGCCCAUUAAGCAGACUUGCUGCUCAUCUCUGAAGCACAAUUCAUGCACAAAAGAAAACAAAAAUGAGCCAUGCGGGGCUCGUUUCGGAACAGCUGUCGUUGCAGUGAGAGACCUCAAUCUUGAUGGGUUUGAUGACAUUGUGAUAGGAGCACCCCUGGAAGAUGAUCAUGGGGGAGCCGUGUACAUUUAUCAUGGGAGUGGCAAAACUAUCAGGAAGGAGUACGCACAACGUAUUCCAUCAGGUGGAGACGGCAAGACACUAAAAUUUUUUGGCCAGUCUAUCCAUGGAGAAAUGGAUUUAAAUGGCGAUGGUCUGACUGAUGUGACUAUUGGGGGCCUUGGUGGUGCUGCCCUCUUCUGGUCCCGAGAUGUGGCUGUAGUUAAAGUGACCAUGAAUUUUGAACCCAAUAAAGUGAAUAUCCAAAAGAAAAACUGCCGUGUGGAAGGAAAGGAAACAGUAUGCAUAAAUGCUACUGUGUGUUUCGAUGUGAAAUUAAAGUCCAAAGAAGACACAAUUUUUGUAGCUGAUAUGCAGUACCGCGUCACACUAGAUUCACUAAGACAAAUAUCACGAAGUUUUUUCUCUGGAACUCAAGAAAGAAAGAUUCAAAGAAACAUCACAGUUGAAGAAUCAGAAUGCACUAAGCUCUCCUUCUACAUGUUGGACAAGCAUGACUUUCGGGACUCUGUAAGGAUAACUUUGGAUUUUAAUCUGACUGAUCCAGAAAAUGGGCCUGUUCUUGAUGAUUCCCUACCAAAUUCAGUACAUGAAUAUAUUCCUUUCGCCAAAGACUGUGGAAACAAGGAUAAAUGUAUCUCGGACCUCGCCCUCAAAGUAUCCACCACAGAAAAGGACCUGCUUAUUGUCAAGUCUCAUAAUGAUAAGUUCAAUGUUAGUCUCACAGUCAAAAAUAAAAAGGACAGUGCCUAUAACACCAGAACCAUAGUGCACUAUUCUCCAAAUCUAAUUUUUUCAGGAAUUGAGGCUAUCCAAAAAGACAGUUGUGAAUCCAAUCAUAAUCUCACAUGUAAGGUUGGAUAUCCUUUCCUGAGAAAAGGAGAAGAGGUUACUUUCAAAAUAUUAUUUCAGUUUAACACAUCUUAUCUCAUGGAAAAUGUGAUCAUUCACUUAAGUGCAACAAGUGACAGCGAAGAACCUCCUGAAGCCCUUUCUGAUAAUGAAGUAAACAUUUCUAUCCCGGUAAAAUAUGAAGUUGGACUUCAGUUUUACAGCUCUGCAAGUGAAUACCAUAUUUCAAUUGCGGCCAAUGAGACUGUCCCUGAAGUUAUUAAUUCUACUGAGGACAUUGGAGAUGAAAUUAAUAUCUUCUACUUGAUUAGAAAGAGUGGACAUUUUCCAAUGCCAGAACUUAAGUUGUCAAUUUCAUUUCCCAACUUGACAUCAGAUGGUUAUCCUGUGCUAUACCCAAGUGGAUGGUCGUCUUCUAAUAAUGCGAACUGCAGACCCAGUAGCCUUCAGGACCCUCUUGGCGUCAACUCUGGGAAGAAAAUAAUUAUAUCCAAACCUGAAGAUCUCAAAAGAGGCACAAUUCCGGACUGCAGUACGUGUAAAUUUGCUACCAUUACGUGUAAUUUGAUUCCUUCUGACAUGACCCAAGUGAAUGUUUCACUUAUCGUAUGGAAACCAACUUUUAUUAAAACACGUUUUUCUAGCUUAAAUCUUACUUUAAGGGCAGACCUUCAGAGUGAAAAUACAUCACUGAUUUUAAGUACUGGCAAUCAAAAAAGAGAGUUUGCUGUUCAAAUAUCCAAAGAUGGACUGCCGGGCAGAGUGCCAUUAUGGGUCAUCCUGUUGAGUGCUUUUGCUGGAUUAUUGCUAUUAAUGCUGCUCAUAUUAGCCCUGUGGAAGAUUGGAUUCUUCAAAAGACCACUAAAGAAGAAAAUGGAGAAAUGACGUAUUUUACAGGAGAAAAAAAAUAACAGUUAUUCGAUUAUCUAUCCUCAGGUUUGCCUCAAAUAUGUGACAAGAAAUUUAAGACAUAGUCACAUAACUUUAUGUACUCCAUCAGGGAUUAAUCACUUGGAAAAUGACAAAUCAAGGAAGAUCCAAAAACAAUACCAUAAAGAUAUAUUUUAUAAAAUGAUGAAAAAUAUUUUUAAAUAAUUACUCUGUUAUUUAAGUAAAAUUACAAAGUGUUUUGAAGAUGAAGAAUAACUUGUACAAAUAUGUUUAUAUAUUAAAUCAGCAUCCAGAGUAUUUAAGAAAUGCAUAAAAAGAUUUUUAUGAUCAUUGAUAAAUUAAGCUUUUUCCAUUGAUUCCUGAUGGAUAUCCACAUUCAGCAUGAUAAUCAACAUUUGUAAAUGACAAGAAAGGAAUUAACCGAAAAAGAUCACUUCUCUCUAUUCAAAUGAGAAAAUUUUCCUCGAUAGAGUAUCUAUAAAAUAUGGACUGAAAAUAGAAUUAAGUCAUACAGAAUACAUUCAACAUCUUUGUGUUGGGUUCUGUACUUGGAAAGUCUUUUGUGUGUUUGUUUGCGUGUUUGUUUUUCUCCCAAAGUGUUUGGAAACAAUUGAGCUGAUGGAAAAUGAAGAUAGACUCGUUUAAAGACAGCUCACUGAAUGGAUUAAGCUUUCACAGAACAUGCUUAAUUUUGACAGGAGCCCUAAAACUCAAAACUUUCAUGCUGAAAACAGCACUUCACAGCAGUUUUGUGGGGCAUACCAGUGAUUUGUAAUGAAAAGCCCUGUUGUGUGUGGGAUAUGCUAAGAUGGUUUCUGAAUGGAACAUGACAGCAGAUGCCAUAGUAACGCCCACCUCAUCUUUGCUGGGUAGCUUUUGAACGUUAGGGGUCCAGGAUGUAACCAAAAGUAGGAGUUUUCUCAACUCCUUGGCACAUGGUUCAUUGAAACCCUCAAGCUGUGAGAGUAUGUUUAUUUUUAAUUUUUUAAAGGUAUUUAAUUUUCCAAACACAUUUCUUAUUUUUAUGAAAGGCAGCAUUCUAUUAUAAUAUUGCAUUUUUACCAAGAAGCCACUGUUUUUUUUUAGUGUGUGGCAUAUCAGUAUUUAAAUAGAACUCUAGAAAUGUAUUGUAAAGAAUCUUAGGUUUGAAACCUUGCACCAAGAGAAAGAUAUCACACCUCUGUAUGAGCUUCUUUGCUCCUGAAGUAAUCAUUAUGGUGCGUCGGACUCUACUGUAGCACAAGCUUGUAGGUUGCUCUGCUUCUUAGGAAAAUAACAAUGGAUGAAUGUAUCAUAGCCGCAUGUGUGAACUACUGCUGUAAAAUUUGCUGAUAUUCCUGCAACAACUCCAUCUCUCCACCUGGCUGACCAUCACAAGACCAGCACCUGCCCAGCACCUUACACAAAAAGUCCUAGACUCUACUUUUCUCCAAAGCAUCAAAUCAAGGGAGAAAUUAAAUGCCAUAGGUUUAAUUUUUAAAACUAAUUUCCAAGGAAUUCUCCGAGGACUCAGAGUCGGCUCCCUCGUGCCUGUCUGCAUCUACAUCUAAGAUCCUGAUGAUCAAAAUCAUACACCUGGGGAGUGCCCCGGUCAUCAAUACUAGAAGAAAGGCUCAGUCCAUCGAGAGAUAUGAUAUCCUCUUGCCGGUCGUUGUUCUGAAAUGUCCACUUCGGGAAUUUCCUUCAUUCCCACAGCCUAUCUCCAGGUUCGGAAAUCAUUCUUCCUACCUGUUCUUUCUUUGCCCGACAGGACUCAGGUCUCUCUUGUUCUGAGCCACCGCAUUGCACAGCCUAUUGGCAGCUUAGCUCCAAAAUCAGCACAUUCUUAGAAUAAAUCAAACAGGUAAACUUAAAUUCACACUUGGCCUCUAGGACUGUUAAGCAUCCUAUUUCAGUGAAUGUGCACAUUUCAACCAAAUACGAUGUUACAGGAAUGUGCACAUUUCAACCAAAUACGAUGGUAACCCAGAAGGAAAAGAUGGAAACAAUGGCAUUUUGAACUUGUUAGAAAAGAGAGGAGGAACCAUUGGGACAGAUCAAAUAGCUACGUAUAAGCCUGGCACAGUUUUUAACAGAAGUCGUUCCCAGUUUUCAAACAGAAUGUUUAAUGAACCAGAUAUCCCUUUUCCCUAGUACUAUUAUUUGUUGGGCUUUAUGUGUGUAUGUGUGUGAGCAUCUGUACGUGUAAUGUGUAAACACACAUGUACACACACACACACACACGAAUGGACACAAAGCAAAUACAAAAUACCUCAGUAAUACCAAAUGGCAAGGUUUGACAAAAUGACAAGAAAAUAAACACAAAAGCUACACCGACAAGAAAAGUUUGAUUCAUCCAUUUUCAUUAAUUAAUUCAUUCAUUUUCAUUAAUAAUUGCACAGUUCUGCAACUAUCUAAAAGAAGUAAAGGUGGAAGUUUUGACUAAAAUAAUAAAUCAACAGUAUGAGUGUUCUAAAACAUAGUCAAUGAUUAAGAAAUAUACCAAACUCUAAUCAUUUUAUUCUAAAGCACUUAAUAAGAGAAGUGAGUGCUAUUUAGGACUAUGAGUUUAUGCCAAAAACUUUUUUUUACAUUGGUAUUUUAUAAAAUUGAUUAUUUCUUUCAUUGUGAACUAAAAUAUAUAUGAAGUCCCUUUCCGGAACUUAGAAUGGUAUAUUGGUAAAUUAUUCAACAACUAGCUCUCCAGGAGGAAAGAAAAUCCCUGAUUUGUAUCAUUUGCCAAUUUCCAUGAUUUAAAUAGUCUUGCCAUGGCCAUUUUCAAGCUACCAAUAUAACCCUAACCAGCUUGCAAAACUCCUAAAAAUUGAUCUGUCAGCUCCCACGAACCAGUAUAAGCUGGCUUCAGCACACCAUUGAAAUAGAUUAGAUGACAAUCAUGACAAUAAUAGAUGAUAGAUAGAUAGAUAGAUAGAUAGAUACAGAAAUACAAUGAUAUAGAGAUAUAACAUGUUAGGCAUAUAUAAUGCAUAAAUAUACACAGUAUAAUCAUCUUUCAAAUUAUGCUUUAAAUGCUCAUCUCAAGCCCAGCAGACAUAAUUCUAUCCCUCAUUCUUCAAUUUCAAUUUCUAGAAUUAUAGCCUUCCUUUAAUAUUAAUAGAAUGAUAAAAACUUUCAGGAGAAGCAAGGAGUUGAAAGCAAGAAAAUAUAAAGGGUGACACCAUGAAAAUCAGACUUUGACAGCCACAAAGAAACUUUUACUUUCUCAAGGAAUCCAGAGCCCUGAAACAAUACUGUGAAGGUUCAUCCUUUGCAAAUAUUUGUAAUUUCUAUGAUCCAAUUUGAAAUUCAGUGGUUCCAUUUAUUCAGUUAUUUUCUCUGAGCCUUAAAGUCAUAGGCAAUUUAAUCUCUGAAUAUUUCCAUGUCAUCAGUAUGCUUGAAAUGAGGCUUGUAGGGGAAGAUGUUUUUGCAAAAUUUGAUGCUUCCUCAACCGUAAUAAAUGUACCUACACAAGCAAAUACCUGUAAAUACCUAUAGAGAUAUUCUCUUUUCCUUUUACAAAACCAAUAUCUAGAUUCAACUGGAAAACAAAUAUCUGCUCCAAAAGCAAAUGUGGUUGCACAGUGUUUGACCAAAGCUGGGUUGUAGCUGCCGUGGGAAGCUGUGCCCACAUUCUCCCCAGGCAUCCCCUGCAAGGGUCACAGCUUAUAAGGGGAACAGUCACCCCUCCAGCUCCCGGCAGUGCGCUUUCAGAGAAGAUGUCUUUGUCAAACAUGUGGUAAUCUGCUCCAUGAAAAUUAACCGUCUUGCUUGGCACAACACUGAGAAAACUAGGGAAGACCCAGGCUCCAAGCAUGAUUCAUGUGCUUGGUGCAGUCACGUUAUUGUUCAACUAAAGAGGCUUCUGGCAGCUCCUUUUUUUUUUUUUUUUAACAAAAUAAUAUCCUUUGCAUCCUUCAUUUAGUUUCAACGCUUCUCAAGUCCUGUACAUUAGUCAUCUCCCUCAACCCCACCACCAAGGGAGAUUUUCCAGAAGACUAUUGGAGAAAAACCUGUUUACAUGUCCUCUCUGUUUGCUGUGAAUACCAGCUUCAGUGAACUGAUCCUUUAUACAGAAUUUCAGGCCUCAGGUCUUCUGUGACACUAUAAAGGCAUGUGACAUGAUAUAGGCAUAAUGUAAUAGGGACAAAAUGCCUUGUACUUCAGAGAAGGAAUAUCUUUAAAUUUGCCAACCUUUGUGGGACGCUGUCAGCAUCUAUGCCAAGAAUUGUAGGUUUGUAGGAUGUAGCCAUCAGCACCCCACAAUCUCCAUCCUUACCCAUGGACAUGAUAAUCCAAAAAAUUAAGAGGGCUCUAAAAUCUUCAGAUUUUUUUUAAUGCAAACACAGCUUCAAGAUGAGUCCACUUGGCAACCCCUUUCGUACCAAACUGCUAUCCCUAAACCUCUCCCGCACAGUACUUCUGAUGUUAACUCUGCCGUGCAUUACAAAAGGGCUCAAUUCUGCUGUUUCCCAAAUGGAAGCGCUAUUGUGCAGUAUCUUAUGUAAAACAAUAAAAAUAGAGCUAACACCUAACAUUGUGAUCUGGUGAACAAGUCAAUAUCCUUGAUCCUCAUAUUUUUUUUAAAGAUUUUUAUUUAUUUUUUUGAUACAGGGAGAGAGAGAGAACACAAGCAGGCAGAGUGGCAGGCAGAGGGAGAGAGAGAAGCAGGCUCUCUGCUGAGCAAGGAACCGGAUGCGGGACUCAAUCCCAGGACCCCGGGAUCAUGACCUGAGCUGAAGGCAGCCUUUAACUGACUGAGCCACCCAGGCAUCCCCCUUGAUCCUCAUAUUAAAAUUUAACCUUGAAUUUUAAAAUUCAAGUAGCAGCCUUUAAUCAUCUACCUUGAGGAAACAUGAAGAAGCCUGUGUCAGCUCCUAAGCCCCAACCGCAUUGUCCCCUGCGACAUCUGGCACCUGGAGGUCCAGGUCGUAACUGAUGGGGAUGGAUACAUACUUCUGCCUCUAUGAACGGCCUGAGCUUAACCCCUGAAUUCAUGGCACCCCAGAUCAGCCUGGCCCCACCCCAUAUCAGAUAUACAUGUAAGCACUUCUUGCUGAAAAUUUGCCAUACUGAAAAAUACAAUGCAAGGUGAGUUAUCAUUUCAGACGUACUCUGCUUUGAGGUCAGAGUCUUUUUUUUUUUUUUUUUUUUGCCUUUUUAAAUAUAUCAAAACCUUUCCCCCAUAACUAAUGAGUGUAGAACUUUACCUAAGACUUCCUUGCACUUGCCUCCUGCUACUGGCUGGAGAAUAUCCAUGCUAUGAGGACUGACAGCAGGAUCCAGAGCCCAUUUGCAGUAUCUUUCUUCCUUCUGCCCUCCAGUCCGUCUCUUCUAUUCUCAAGUGCACACUGGGGAUGUUUUGUUUUGAUCUGGAACUUCUUGGCAAGGCCAUUACAAGCCUCAUGCCCCUUGCAGGACCUUGCAUGGUUGCAUGUUUUCUGGUGAGUUGAGACUUGGAAAUCCUUUAAUUAUCUGACACACCACGGAAACCCUGGCAGUACACUAGGGACGAGUGACAUUCCCAACUAUGAUGAUAUUUGAUUUCACCACACUUCAAGUCACAUCUUUAAGAAAAAAAAAAAAAAAAAGACUAAGUGGAAUUUUAGAAGCUCAUCUGCAGAAGACGGAGACUCAAUGCUUAAUCUUUUAUUUCACCGUGAUCUGUGCAUAUAGAUGGAGGACAAAAUUUUAAAGAGAAAUCUUCCAAGUAUCACAGAAUGAAAGCCAGGUGUCCUCUUGAACAAUUCCCUAUUGCCAUUACUUGUUCCCACCCCCAUUUUUAAAGCAAGAGAUUGAAUGAGGAAAACUAAACAUCAUUGUUCCUCCACAGAGUCGUAGCCAAGCUGAAGGGAAGACACACCCUCACACAGAAACUGAUCGUGGCUUUCUGAGACAUUGUAGCGUGGUAGGUCCAGUGCCAGGUGGCAGGCAGUCUUCCUGUCAUGCCCCCCUGAGGCAUCUUGCAUGUUGAGAGACAGAAAAAAAAAAAUGGUGGGGGAGAGGAAAUGAAGCUAUUUCUCUUUUAUAUGUACAUCCUUCCUCCUCAAAAAUACCACAAGCUUCCUUAGACCACAUUGUACCCACACACCAUAUUAACACAUGUACUUUGCACGAGUAAAUUGUUGAUUAAAUAAAAAUAUAUUCUUACUUGCUUAUUAGCUAGGGCUAAUUUGCUAGAGUUUAGUACACUUCGUCUCAAGUAAAAACAAUCCUUUGAAGCAGCAACACAUCAGAUCUUCUUCAUACUGGAAUCAUUUCGCACCGGACAUCCUGAUACUUCGCAUUUAAUUCCAACACCUCUUGGCCUUAUUGCAGGAUGCAACAGUGCUCUCUCUCUCUGCUUUCUUCAUCAGGAAACAUCGGCCGGUGAAGAGAAUGGUCUAAUUGUGUAUUACUACUGUGAGGGUUUAAAAUUGUUAACCGUGUGAAGAAUCGUAUCCAUUUGAUUAAAAAGAAAAAUAUUGUAUAUAAUAACUACUGCCCUGAAACAUGUCUCCUAUCACUCUAAUAAAGUUUUCAGCAUGGCCUGACAUAA